Messenger RNA from Caenorhabditis remanei, 408 nucleotides. RefSeq lists its product as uncharacterized. The transcript has 4 exons. The coding region runs from base 1 to 408 and encodes 135 amino acids. The record is from RefSeq and is a predicted model, not a curated record. NCBI's taxonomy places the organism in Eukaryota, Metazoa, Nematoda, Chromadorea, Rhabditida, Rhabditidae.
AUGGCUGCAAAGGCUCCACCUGCAAAAGCUGAAACUCCACCGAAAGAUUUUGCAAUCACCUCGGCACCAUUCUACACCGACUGUCUCUGCUGCCGCAAAAACUUCGAAUCGUUGAAGAUGACUCUGCUCACCGGCGCCGCCAAAUCAAGAAUGAAGGUUCAAGAUGCUAUGCAAGACCCAAUCGUGGUCUUCUCGCGUCCAGAGAAACUCGACUGCGAGGACUGCGAAGGCCUCAAAGUUCGGUUUAACGAACUUCUGGCUUCGAUGUACCUCAUCGAGAAGGACCAAGAGGGAUUUAUCAACUUGACCUGCAUCGUUCCAGCCGCGUUGUACUUGAUGAAGGGAACCGCUCCAAUGAAUCAUCUCAUCCCUGCUCAAUACCAAACCAACUUCCGUCUCAUUAUUUAG